AUGAGAAUACUAAAUUCAACUCCGACUCCCAAAUUGAAAUUGUAUCACAAUCACAAUCACAAUCACAAUCACAAUCACAAUCACAAUCACAAUCACAAUCACAAUCACAAUCACAAUCACAAUCACAAUCACAAUCACAAUCACAAUCACAAUAGCAAUCACAAUCACAAUCACAAUCACAAUCACAAUCACAAUCACAAUCACAAUCACAAUCACAAUCACAAUCACAAUCACAAUCACAAUCACAAUCACAAUCGCAAUCACAAUCACAAUCACAUUUACAAUCACAAUCACAAUCACAAUCACAAUAGCAAUCACAAUCACAAUCACAAUCACAAUCACAAUCACAUUUACAAUCACAAUCACAAUAGCAAUCACAAUCACAAUCACAAUCACAAUCACAAUCGCAAUCACAAUCACAAUCACAAUCACAAUCACAUUUACAAUCACAAUCACAAUAGCAAUCACAAUCACAAUCACAAUCGCAACCACAAUCACAAUCACAAUCACAAUCACAAUCACAAUCGCAAUCACAAUCACAAUCACAAUCACAAUCACAAUCACAAUCACAAUCACAAUCACAAUCACAAUCACAAUCACAAUCACAAUAGCAAUCACAAUCACAAUCACAAUCACAAUCACAUUUACAAUCACAAUCACAAUAGCAAUCACAAUCACAAUCACAAUCACAAUCACAAUCACAAUCACAAUCGCAAUCGCAAUCACAAUCACAAUCACAAUCACAAUCACAAUCACAAUCACAAUCACCAUCACAAUCACAUCUAA
This is a messenger RNA of Episyrphus balteatus (marmalade hoverfly), 786 nucleotides long. Its product is annotated as GATA zinc finger domain-containing protein 14-like. The transcript has a single exon. The record is from RefSeq and is a predicted model, not a curated record. Lineage: Eukaryota; Metazoa; Arthropoda; Insecta; Diptera; Syrphidae. The coding region runs from base 1 to 786 and encodes 261 amino acids.